Molecule: messenger RNA, 210 nt
Organism: Haemonchus placei
Lineage: Eukaryota; Metazoa; Nematoda; Chromadorea; Rhabditida; Trichostrongylidae
Source: the annotation of a GenBank genome assembly
AUGAAUCGCUCUCAUCAGACGCUGAGGCCAAAAGCAGUGAGAUGUGCGCCGGUCGCUGAAUCUGACGAGGAUCAUAGAUUAUGGCUGGGGAAUCGGAGACAGAUGGAAUGGAAAUACGUGGAGCAGUCGGUGCAAAAGGUACAGGAGCGUGGUCGUACAGUAGUCGUGAUGCACGAAGUUUUGCAGGGGCUCGGUUCAAACACUGUUUGA